AUGGAGUGCCUCCGGGCUUCCGGCUCGUCAGCCCCGCACCCCGCCGCCGGCCCCGUCACCCGCUCCUCCCACUCCGCCGUCACCCCCGACGGCUGGCGCCUGUACCUCCGCCGCGUCGUCCGCGCCGGCGUCGCCGCGGAGCCCCAGCGCGAGUGCCCCGUCAUCCUCUGCCCCGGCCUCGCGUCUGGAGGGGUGGAGUCCUUUGACCUGGACCCGUCCGUCUCCAUGGCCCAACACCUGGCGGAGCACGGCUUCGACGUCUGGGUCCCAGAUCUGCGCGGCAACGGCCGCAGCGACAGGCCCAACUGGUGGGACCGGAAGACCUGGUGGACGGUCCACUGGCUCGGCCACUCCAUGGGCGGCAUGCUCGCCGUCGGCGCCCUCACCCGCGGCCUCGAGUGCGCGUCCGCGCUGCGCUCCGUCACGCUCCUCGGCAGCGGCUGCUUCGGCGCCGGCAGCUGGCACGCCGCCGUCGCGCCGCUGCUCACGCGGGUCACCGCGGCCGGCUUCUUUGCGGGCCACAUCGUGCCCCUCCUCGCGCGCCUGCGCGGCCCCGGCGCCCCGGUCGCGUGGCUCACGCGCUCGCUCUUCUAUGUCGGCGCAAACGUGCGGCCGGAGGUCGGGCGGAAGCUGCUCGGCAGUUUCCUCAGCUUCAUCCCCAGCGGCGUGGUGGCGCAGUUCAUGGGGUCGCUCAACAGCCCCCUGGGCAUAUCGUCAUCUGACGGCACCUGGAACUACGCAGAUCCAAAGGCGCUGGCGCACAUCUCCAUCCCUGUCUUUGGCAUCAACGGGGACCGCGACCUCUUUUGCCCCGCCGCCGGCGGCCUCAAAACCAUCAACCUCUUCGGCGGACCCCAUAGGCGAUUCCUGUUCCUGGGCCCAAGCUAUGGCACCACUGAGCACCACUACGGCCACUUCUGCCCCCUGGUGGGCCGCAACGUGCGCAGCGAGGUCUUCCCCCACAUAGAAGCGUUCAUGUCGGAGUUUGACACCGCCCCCACCGCCGCCCCCCGCGGCUCGCCGCCGCCGCCUCCCCUGCCCGUGGCCGUGGAUGGGCUGCGGCCCGGCGCCCUCUAG
Monoraphidium neglectum is the source of this 1077-nucleotide messenger RNA. RefSeq lists its product as hypothetical. NCBI's taxonomy places the organism in Eukaryota, Viridiplantae, Chlorophyta, Chlorophyceae, Sphaeropleales, Selenastraceae. The transcript has 6 exons. The record is from RefSeq and is a predicted model, not a curated record. The coding region runs from base 1 to 1077 and encodes 358 amino acids.